Racocetra fulgida is the source of this 200-nucleotide messenger RNA. NCBI's taxonomy places the organism in Eukaryota, Fungi, Glomeromycota, Glomeromycetes, Diversisporales, Gigasporaceae. The record is from the annotation of a GenBank genome assembly.
AUGUUUACUUCUGAAAUUGAACUAUUUUAUAAUUAUAAAGAUGACAAAGAGUCUCAACUAACAUUUCAACUAAUGAUAUAUAGUGGAACUUGGCCUCAAAUAACAGAUGAAACUCCACUUUGUUUUAGUAAUCUAAUGCAAAGAUGUUGGGAUCCUAAACCUGAAAAGAGACCUACUUCGUCUGAAAUUUAUGAUGAAAU